Molecule: messenger RNA, 1056 nt
Organism: Panicum virgatum (switchgrass)
Lineage: Eukaryota; Viridiplantae; Streptophyta; Magnoliopsida; Poales; Poaceae
Product: tropomyosin-1, isoforms 33/34-like
Exons: 3
Coding region: 1-1056 (351 amino acids)
Source: RefSeq, a predicted model, not a curated record
AUGGCGCGCGGUCGCCGUUCCAAGCGCCGCCACCGCGCACCGCGAGCUCUGCCUCCGGUUCCGCCGCCAGCUCCGCCUGGGAGGCUCGCUCUGGCGAGGAUCCUCCGCCGCGUUGCGGAGUUUCUCGAGGCCGGAGGGAGGCGCCUCCUCCGGUGGGUCGGCGCGGCGCUGAUGCGCAGACUCGCGCGCGCGGGCGUCGGCGAGGCGGCGGGGCGCGGGGACGGCGAGAAGCUGCUGAACGACGACAUCGACGAGAGCGCCGAGUCGGAGGCCGCCCCAUCGUCCGCCACCGGCGCGCCGCUCGUGCAAGAAGACGCGGCUGAGGGGAGCACGAGCGCCGCCGCCGCGGUCGAACAAGACGGAGCGGGAGAGGAUGGCACCGCCGCGGUGCUCCAAGAAGACGGCACCGCCAAGAACUCGGGCGGGACUGCUUCCACCGCGACGCUCGCGCAAGACGACGAGCCGUCCGAGGACCGCGCCGCCGGGACGCUCGUGGAAGACCGCGCCGCCGCCGCCCACGCCGCUGGCAAGACUGCCGCGGCCAAGAACGGCGCCGCCGCCGCGCGCGAGAGGCCCAAGAGGAGGAUCCAGCCUGCGCCGCCACGUUCACGUCCCCCUCCGCCACCUCCGCUUCCCCCUCCCCCUCCGGUUGCAAGGCGCGGGGACGGCGAGACGAUGCUGAACGACGACAUCAACGGGACCGCCGACCCGGAGGCCGCCCCAUCGUCCGCCACCGGCGCGUCGCUCGUGCAAGAAGACGCGGCUGAGGGGAGCGCGAGCGCCGCCGCCGCGGUCGAACAAGACGGAGCGGGAGAGGAUGGCACCGCGGCGCUCCAAGAAGACGGCACCACCAAGAACUCGGCCGGGACUGCUUCCACCGCGACGCUCGCGCAAGAUGACGAGCCGUCCGAGGACCGCGCCGCCGGAACGCUCGUGGAAGACCGCGCCGCCGCCGCCAAGAGCUCCGCCGCCCACGCCGCUGGCAAGACUGGCGCGGCCAAGAACGGCGCCGGCGCCGCGCGCGAGAGUGCUCCGUUCUUUGAUUCUGGUCUCUGA